Molecule: messenger RNA, 3850 nt
Organism: Aaosphaeria arxii CBS 175.79
Lineage: Eukaryota; Fungi; Ascomycota; Dothideomycetes; Pleosporales
Exons: 5
Coding region: 467-3634 (1055 amino acids)
Biological process (GO): regulation of DNA-templated transcription
Molecular function (GO): histone acetyltransferase activity
Source: RefSeq, a predicted model, not a curated record
UUACAAGCCAAAUCGCAUCAACCACGCGCCUCCUUCACACGAAACGAAUUUUCUCGGUGUCGCACGACCGCCUACCAUCAUACGAAUCGCGAAAUACGCAGAUCUAGGGCCCUGGUCCGACGUAAAAGUCGCGACGUGGCGAAGAAACUGACCGUACUCGACCACGAACCCCAACAGGCACGAAUCGACGCGAUUUGGGCAUCUCCACAUCACCUAUUGCCGUUUACAGGACGUUAGAAAGGUCUUUGAACAUUGCUGCCUACGAAAUCACUUUGUGGUGAGCGGCGAAUCCAUCAUCAACAACACUACACGUCCCCCAGACGCGCCGGGAGCCUCACUUCAUGCCCACAUCAACAACUCACACAUCGAGUGGAUGCCUGGUGUAAAACGAACCAGCUGCGAGUCAUCAAACACAUAAACACUGGCGUAUUUUGUCUCCAAACUGGCGUCUGUCGUCACACUCGCCAUGGCAGAGCCGGCCAGGCUCAUGGGCCACUCAGCGAGCAACAACGACUCGGAGGACAACGAUAUUGAUGGAGAGUACGAAGUAGACGAGGAUGUCGACUUCGAUCAGAUUUCUGGAAUGAAAGGUGUGGAGGGAAACACUACAGAUGCAGAAGGAUCAGAUGUGGACGCGGAAGGCGAAGAGGUGGACGACGAUGAUGACGAGCCUGUGGGCGCUGUCAAGUUAGCUGUACCUGAAGAUUCAGCAUCAGAGGAUAAUGAAGAUAAUCUCGAGGAUGGUGAUGCUGCGGUGGAAUCCUUCUCCGAUGCCAAGAGUUCCGUGAGCGAUGAUUCAGCCUCGAACAGCUCAGAAUCCGAGAAUGAGAACGAAUGGCAAGGCGAAAAUGAAGAAGACGAAGAACGCGAAUCGGGGCGGGUGGACUCAAGCGAGUGCAUAUUUUGUGGUGAGGAUGAGGACCAUGAUCCAAGUCCAGAUUUUGAAGAGUAUCUCACCUGCAUAUCGUGUCGAGAUAACGCACAUCCGCAAUGCGCCCGCGACGCUAAUACGCUUAGCUCCGAUGAUGACCCGAAGAAAUGGCGAUGCACCGCUUGCCUCCAAGAUGCUCAACACCAGGACGACGCUGCAUCGGUGUCCGAAUCCAUCACCCGCCGUAGGUUAUCGUCUGUCCCUAAAGUCGCAAGGGAUCUGUUACCCUCUCAUCGCGGUGCCGACCCUGGUGGACAUUCCGUAUUUAACGAGUUGAUUCUUUCAGAUGAUCCCAUGGACGGUUCGCGGUCUCUUAGGAAGAGGAGGAAGUCGUCGCUCGACCAAGAAUCAGCGAUAGUGAGACAGAUGCGAAAGAAACGACGGUCAUCCGAACUAUCGAAAUCCGAGGUUGAAUCUACUCGCUUGACCACAAAAGAUGCGGUUAGCGAUGCUGGGACCGAUGCAGAUGAUGCCCAAGAUCCAACAGGGGAACACGAGAGCUCUCGACUACGUUCAGCCCGAGCGCGCCGCGGAAGUCGAUCACGGAACAAGAGAAACGAUAAACGACCUCUUGUUUGGAUAGAAGACGAUGCUAGAUUCGGGCCUCUGAGUUUAGUGGUUGUUUUCCAUCUCAACAAUGAGAAAGUCCAAAAGAUUGUCACGGCCAAACCGAAGAAGAAAGGUCUCGAUCCUCGACUUGAAGUUCGCCGUGAGAAAGAUCGGGAACGACGCGAGCGCAAUCGUAGAGCAGCAUUGCAAACUCGAGCAGAGUCACCAGAGGUCUCACAUUACCCUGCCAUUCAACCAAAUUACGGCGCAUUAUUCUACGGAUUUGCUGAUAAAGAGGUGGAUGAAUCGAAGAGUAAACCAUAUGGUGGCAUUCUGUCAGAAGCAGACGCAGAUACUUCCAAGACAUACCCUGCCCAGAUUGACAGGAAGAAGUUCGAGGAUGCGCGUCUCAAAGCAGAGGACGACUGGAAGAAGAAACAGGCCGCUCUAUAUGGCUCGCAGGAGGUUAUCAAGUCGAACAAGCAUCCUGCCCCUGCCAGCAAGAUAAAAUGCGUCAACUUUGGUGGCUGGGAGAUCGACACCUGGCACGCCGCCCCGUACCCAGAGGAGUAUAGCAAGAACAAGGUGCUGUACAUUUGCGAGUUCUGUCUAAAGUACAUGAAUUCUGAUUAUGUCGCAUGGCGGCAUAAGCUCAAAUGUCCAGCGAAGCACCCUCCUGGAGACGAGAUCUAUCGUGAUGGAAAGUAUUCCUUCUUCGAAGUAGACGGUCGCAAAAACCCGGUCUAUUGCCAAAAUCUGUGUUUGCUUGCAAAGCUGUUCCUCGGAUCGAAAACCCUCUACUACGAUGUGGAGCCGUUUCUCUUCUAUGUCAUGACGGAAAACGACCAAUUCGGAUGUCACUUUGUCGGUUACUUUUCAAAAGAGAAACGACCGAGUUCUCUAAACAACGUCUCAUGUAUCCUGGUAUUACCUAUACACAUGCGCAAAGGAUAUGGCCAGUACCUGAUCGAGUUUUCUUAUCUUCUCACGCGUGUGGAGAGGAAGACAGGCAGUCCAGAAAAGCCGCUUAGUGACAUGGGAUUGGUGAGCUACAGGAAGUACUGGCGUUUGGUCUUAUGUGAAGAGCUCCUGGAUCGAAAGGCGCCUCUCAGCAUCUCGACCAUCUCUGAGCGCACCGGUAUGACACCUGACGACAUCGUUUCGGCUCUCGAAGGACUGCGUGCUUUGGUUCGAGACCCCGUAACGAAGACGUAUGCGCUACGAGUCGACCGCAAUUACUUGAAACAGUACAUUGAAAAGUGCAACGCAAGUAACAGCCCCAAGAUAAAUCCGGAAUCGCUAGUAUGGACUCCAUAUGUCAUGGGUCGCUUGGGACAAUACGAAGAUGGUCCAGCACUGCACACGGUGCAACCACGCGAAGAGUUGGAGGACGAAGAAGACAAACCGGCACCAGAAGAAGGCGUUCAAAUGGAUUUGUCUACGAAAGAGAACGGAGUUUCUCAGGAUGACGCUGGGUCAGUGCCUACGGACGCCGAACCAAACACUCCCGCACUCCCAGCGGAUGAUUCAAGGAAUGGAUCACCUGGACCGGGAACGCCUCUCGCCAUGUCAACAGUAGCCUUGGCCGGAUCUCAACCCUCAACUACACAGCCUCCCAUACCUCCCAGCCGAUUCGAGGUGUUCCCUCCCAUUCCAGGCAUGCCGGCCGCGAAACGCAGGCCAGGCCGUCCCUUCGGCUCACGACGUCGUACCACGAGCACUCCUCAGAGAAUUCGAGGCACUCCACUCAGCAUAGCCACUGCUCCUGUUUCGAAGAUUCAACUCCCGUCUCCAAGUCGGAAUGGAAAUGGGAAGCAAUCGCCAUCAGCCAAUGGCUCAUUCACACCGAGUCUCAACAUAAGGCGCACAAGGAGCAGGCUUGGUGAAAGUGUAGUCAAUGGCAUCGACACCGAGGAUGCCGAGGAUGGUGGAGCUGUCAGAGCUGUUAAUGGUAGAAGCACGAGAAGCUCAACAGGAAGCCCCCAUCAUACAAAGAUCCAAAAGGGUAAAGAUAAGGCCCCAGAACUAGACGGGCCAGGAAGCGACGUCGAUGCUGAAGGUGAAGAUGAAGACAUCGACGCCGAGGGAGAAAUGGACAUCGAUGCUGAAGGAGAGUACGAUGAUGAAAUGGAUUUGGUCAUGGCCAAUGCUUAGGCAUAGGUCGAUUUUGUAAGCUGUGUUUGCAUCACUUAUAUGGAGAGAAGUCUUUCUCCGUUGCAUUUUAGGAGAACAGAAGGUGUUCAGGCGCUCUUCCUUUGAGGCGCCAUUGGUAACCUGUCGAGCGAGCUACACACUGACAUUGUAGCAUUAUGUUUUGACAUCGUAGAAUCAAGAUACCUUGGGAAGGAGUUUAAUGCAUUUAAUAUCGAG